Messenger RNA from Miniopterus natalensis, 1578 nucleotides. It is a transcript of the gene PHKG2, whose product is annotated as phosphorylase kinase catalytic subunit gamma 2. Gene Ontology annotation, cellular component: phosphorylase kinase complex. Gene Ontology annotation, molecular function: phosphorylase kinase activity; ATP binding; calmodulin binding. Gene Ontology annotation, biological process: glycogen metabolic process; protein phosphorylation. NCBI's taxonomy places the organism in Eukaryota, Metazoa, Chordata, Mammalia, Chiroptera, Miniopteridae. The record is from RefSeq and is a predicted model, not a curated record.
GGAGGCGAACCCCGCGACGGAGCGGCCUCCGGUGGUCCCCGGCUUCAUUCUCCGCCCCCGCGGGCCCCCACCUCCGUCAGAAUGACGCUGGACGUGGGACCCGAGGACGAGCUGCCCGACUGGGCUGCGGCCAAGGAGUUUUACCAGAAGUACGACCCUAAGGACGUCAUUGGCAGAGGAGUGAGCUCUGUGGUCCGCCGUUGUGUUCAUCGAUCUACUGGCCAUGAGUUUGCAGUGAAAAUCAUGGAGGUGACAGCUGAGCGACUGAGUCCUGAGCAGUUGGAGGAGGUGCGAGAAGCCACGCGGCGAGAGACACACAUCCUUCGCCAGGUCGCUGGCCACCCCCACAUCAUCACUCUCAUCGAUUCCUACGAGUCUUCUAGCUUCAUGUUCCUGGUGUUUGACCUGAUGCGGAAGGGAGAGCUGUUUGACUAUCUCACAGAGAAGGUGGCCCUCUCUGAAAAGGAAACCAGGUCCAUCAUGAGGUCUCUGCUGGAAGCAGUGAGAUUUCUCCAUGCCAACAACAUUGUGCACCGAGAUCUGAAGCCCGAGAAUAUUCUCCUAGAUGACAAUAUGCAGAUCCGACUUUCAGAUUUUGGAUUCUCCUGCCACUUGGAACCUGGCGAGAAGCUUCGAGAGUUGUGUGGGACCCCAGGAUAUCUAGCACCAGAGAUCCUUAAAUGCUCCAUGGAUGAAACCCACCCAGGCUAUGGCAAGGAGGUCGACCUCUGGGCCUGUGGGGUGAUCUUGUUCACACUCCUGGCUGGCUCACCACCAUUUUGGCACCGGCGUCAGAUCCUGAUGUUGCGCAUGAUCAUGGAAGGCCAGUACCAGUUUAAUUCACCCGAGUGGGAUGACCGUUCAAACACCGUUAAAGACCUGAUUUCAAGGCUGCUGCAGGUGGAUCCUGAGGAGCGCUUGACAGCUGAGCAAGCCCUACAGCACCCCUUCUUUGAGCGCUGUGAAGGCAGCAAACCCUGGAACCUCACCCCCCGACAGCGGUUCCGGGUGGCAGUGUGGACAGUGUUGGCUGCCGGACGAGUGGCCUUAAGCAUCCACCAUGCACGGCCACUGACCAAGAGUGCACUAUUAAGGGACCCCUACGCACUGCGGCCAGUGCGGCGUCUCAUCGACAGCUGUGCCUUCCGGCUCUAUGGGCACUGGGUGAAGAAGGGCGAGCAGCAGAACCGGGCGGCCCUUUUCCAACACCGGCCCCCUGGGCCUUUUCCCAUCGUGGGCCCUGAAGAGGAGGGGGACUCUGCUGCUGUCACUGAGGAUGAGGCCAUGAUGGCGCUGGGCUAGCACCUCAGCCCUGGGGAAUCCCAGAAUGCAGGACUCUCCAUAAGGAGGAUUUUAAUCAUUCCAGCCCCUCUGGGCUCUGGGCUCUGGCCUCAGGCCCCACUGCCUGGCCAGGUCCACCACUCAAUAUACUAUCAUAAGGACCAUCCCUGAAUACCUCCCCCGCUGGCCAGGGCUUUGAGAUCAGAGCUGAGGUGGAAGGGAGCCACUCAGAAUGCCAUGCCUGGCUCUGUCAGCGCUGCCUGUUCUGUGUAUGCAAUAAAACCUGCACACCAGGGA